CCGUGAUCUCCUAGAGUGCCAAUUCAGAAGCAGGAUUCUCUGCAGUUCCAUAUCCGUAACCUAUGAAGGGGUAGGGGGAGGGCAGAGCACGGUAAGCAUAUAUGAUCUUCACCGUGCAGCUGAACCCUCAAAGACGCAAUGGCAACCAGACACGCUCGCCUGGAGGAAGACCUCUGUUGCCCGAUCUGUGGGCAGAUCUUCCAGCAGCCUGUGGUACUUUUCUGCAGACACAGGUUCUGUAAGCUCUGUCUGGAGGGGUUCUGGAGUGGCAGCGGACCCUGUGAGUGCCCGCUGUGCUGUCAGCCAGCCUCCGUGGGAGAGCUCGUGGUCAACUCUACACUUGAGAAGACCUGCGAGGGCUUUCUGGGGGAGCGCCGCAGGAACAACCCUUUUACGUGCAGGGAACACGGGGAAACCCUGACACUCUUCUGUCUGGAAGAGCUGCAGCCCGCCUGCGUCACGUGCAAGUCAUCAAUCAGCCACAAAGGGCACAGAUUAUACUCUUUGGAAGACGCAUCCCAAGACUGUAAGGCUGAGCUGAGGAAUGCUUUAAAGCCCCUGCAAGAAAAGUUGAAUCUCUUCAGGAAAAUUAAACUCACCUAUGAUCAAACAGCAGAGCACAUCAAGAGGCAGGCUGAGCACACAGAAGGGCAGAUUAGAACGGAGUUUGAAGCCCUGCACCAGUUCCUUCACGAUGAGGAAGCUGCCCGACUCUCUGAACUGAAACGAGAAGAAGAUCAGAAGAGCCAGAUAAUGAUGGAAAAGAUUGAUGAUAUAGAAAAAGAAAUAGCUUCCCUUACGAAAACCAUCAGAAUUAGCGAAAAGGAGAUGAACUCUCAAGAUACCCCUUUCCUCCAGAACUACAAGGACAUGAUAAAGAGGACUUGGCACGUACCCCAGGAUCCAGAAAUGAUCUCAGCAUCUCUGGUUGAUGUAGCCAAAUACACAGGCUCAUUAAAAUUCAAGGUCUGGGAAAAGAUGAAGAAUAUUAUUCAAUAUACUCCUGUGACUCUAGACCCAAACACGGCUGCAACCUGCUUCCAGCUGUCGGAGGACUUGGCAACGCUGCUGUACUGCGCCCAGACGUUCAAGCUCCCAGACAACCCUGAGCGCUUUGAUGUCGGCGCUGAGAUUCUGGGCUCUGAGGGCUUCCGCUCAGGCAAGCACAGCUGGGAGGUGGAGGUUAAAGGCAACACCUACUGGGUCAUUGGGGUGGCCAGCGAGUCCAUCGACAGGAAGGGAAAGCACGUGCUGACCCCUGCGGAAGGUUUCUGGACCAUCCGGCUGCGCAACGGCGAGUACAAGGCUUGCUCUGCACCCUGGUCGCCGCUGACCAUGAACAGGGAGCCGGAGGUGGUGAGGGUGGUGCUGGACAUGGACCGGUCCAAGGUCACGUUCUACGACCCACGGGAGAGGACGGCACUGUACACCUUCACAGACAUUCUCACCCUACGAGCGCUCCCUUACUUCUGCAGUGCCUGCAAGGAAAGCCCACUCAGGGUGCUGCCAGUUCGCGUGUCUGUCUCAGUGGGGCACUAGGUGUUUGUGGCACAUCCCGUUCAGGGACGGCACCCCCACCUGGACCAUCCUGUCCCCUCUAAUAUUACGUGCGUGGGUGAUAUGGAUGGAAACACAUACACUACUUGAAACCCAUAUGCUUGUCUUGAUGUUUUAGCUCAAACACAACACAAAAUAAAAGAAAAACAAACUA
Messenger RNA from Electrophorus electricus (electric eel), 1711 nucleotides. RefSeq names its product tripartite motif containing 35-13 (gene trim35-13). The record is from RefSeq and is a predicted model, not a curated record. Gene Ontology annotation, molecular function: protein binding; zinc ion binding. NCBI's taxonomy places the organism in Eukaryota, Metazoa, Chordata, Actinopteri, Gymnotiformes, Gymnotidae.